AUGACUGUCAAGCAGAUUGAAGAAUGUCGGUCUGCUACAGUCGCUCAUAAACCCAGGGAGCGGACUCGCACUCAUUCAGCGCCAUAUUCAUACGCCGUUCGGACGUGUGGUCCUACUUGCAGUUGCGAUAUAUUUGGCCUCGAAAGUCAUUCUAAAUCACGUUUAACGGCAUGUACAGGCAUGAGGAGCACUAACGAGUCAAACAAUCAUAAAACUGUGGCAAUAAAUGUCGUUGAUACAAGUUUAGUCGAAGAGCAAUCUACAUCUACAAAUACCGAAAGUUUUUCGAAGAUCAUCGAAGAUGUGCAAACUGUCGUAGUGGACGAAGUUAUAGAUUCGAAUCAAGCAUUAGUUCAAAAUAAACAGGAAGAAACCCCCAAAAUUUCAAAGCCGAAAACUGUGACCUACGCUGCCUCAGCAAAAAUUUCUCCAGUAGUGCAUCCAGUUCAAGAAUUGUUAGAGACAGAGCAGGACUAUGUCGAAAAUCUUGUCAUACUGGUGGAGGUGUUUCUACGGCGACUUAUUGCCCUUCCGUGGAUCACUCAAGAACAAAAAGACACAGUCUCUCGAAAUGCUGAAGAUAUCCUGAAGUUUCAAUUGAGUUUUUUGGAUCUCCUUGAAACUGCGUGUGAACAAUCUGUGAAAGCCGACCUAGCCCUUCCUAUUGCAGAAUGCUUCAUUGAAAUGGGAAAUGGAUUUUCAAUUUACACCGAGUACUGUAUACAACACGAGUCAGCGCUGAAUGUAUGUAGAGAGCUCUCUUCAAAGGUGGAGUGGCAAAUGUUUGAGCAUGAUGCUAUGGCGGAAGCGGAGCAUUCAUCACCUCAGCGAAAGUUGCAGUUUCAAGAUUUCCUGAUAAAGCCUGUUCAGCGGAUAUGUCGGUAUCAACUACUGCUGAAGGAAAUUUGGAAAAUGAGACCGAAAGCACAACAAGACGUGACCGAGUUGCAAGAAGCAUUGAGAAUUAUGCACUCUGUGGUCAAUACCAUCAAUAAUGAAAAACAAAAGCGAGAUGUUACUCUCAUGACAAAUCGCUUCAUUGAACGCCUCGAAGGCGACUGGAGGCUAAACAAGCGGUCGUUACAACUACUCGGAAAUGUUAUCUACUCUGGUGCUUUGGAAAUGCUUUCGCUUCAUCAAAUGAAUCAAAAGAUCAAGUACUAUGGUUGCUUUCUCUUUUCCACCUACAUGGUCAUCGUAAGAGCAAAGAAAAGUACUGUUUACGAGCCUAAACAUUGGUUUCCUUUGAGACAAUUUUCACUGCAAACUCUUCAGGAUAACGAUGGCCACCUUUGCAACUCUUGGUUGCUUGUAUCUGGACAACAUGUGUUUGAAUUUGGUGCAUCGUGCCCGCAAGAGAAGCAAGUUUGGAUUAAAGCAAUCCAAGGCGCAAUUGCUUCGUUGAAUCCAGAGGAACACGUUGAAGCCAUCGCUCAAGCUCGAGAAAGGGAUGAAUGGCCAGAGGAUAUGUUGGUUUCUUCUUUAGAAGAGGGCAUCAAGUCACCUUCGCCGAAACUACGAUCUCGAUCAUUAGCAAAUAUCAAGGAUGCCGCCUCCGCAACCGCCAGUUGGAAGCAAAUAUGUAUCAAGUCGCCUCAAAGCGUAGCUCCUAAACAAUCUUAUUCCACUCCCAGCUCAGUAGCAAAUACACCGAGACUGUCGCAAGAAGUUUUAUUUUCAAAGAACAUUCCGGACGAUGUGCACAGCGAAAGUGGAUCUUACUCGGAAACAUAUUCUGCGGAACGAAAAGAGUCAAGCGAAAUGGAAGCAAGAUUCGUUAUGGUAGCAUCUCCUCCAAGCGGUGGUGGCUAUUUAAGUAUAGACUCUCCGGGAAAAGGAAAAUUUAAAAGUCCCAAGAGUGCUCAUAAGGAAUCUAGAAAGGCUGUGGUAGAUCAGAAGCUCUUUGAUGUCAGCACCCAGGAGGUGUUGACCGCUAAAGCACUGUCAGCACGCGAGAAGGGUAUGAUGUCGUCUAGGACUCGGCGUUUGAGCUUUGGAAAGGGCCCGACAAAACCAUUGACAUUAGUCGAUGUCAGGGACCACAAAAAUACUAAAGAAUCCUUGACACGACGCCAGUCGCACGAAAUUGUCGUGAAGAAGUUGCGGCCUAGAUCUAGCGAUAUACAAAAUGGUUCACAUCACGAUUCAUAUUCAUCGUCUGUAGAAAUUAAUACCCGAUCCUCUUCCCAACUUGAGGAACAGCCAUUGACCAACAAGGAGAUUGAUCCAGUCAGUAGUAACAUACCUCAUGGGUUCUUCGAAAAGGUCAUUGAUAAAUUUAGCGCUAUAUCAUCCCCUCAUAGACAUCGUCCUCCGGCGAUCAAAACCAAUCUACCCCGAGUCGUUCGGUCAGAUUCUCUGAAAAUGCUUCAAUCAGCCUCGACUCCCACAUCCGCCUCCUCGGCUUCUUCGGUGGGAAUCGAUGCACAUUCUGAUACUUUGAAUAGUCCAAUAGGACCUUCAGAUCGUAGCCAUAGUGAAUGGAGUCACUCAGAUAUCAUCAUAGAUGACGACAAAGUCAAGCGGACAAAGCGAUCCUCGCAACCGGCUCAAUGUGAUCGUGAAGGUUCAAAGCUACCCUCAUGGAUGAGGACUCCGGUCAGCAGGCGAAGAAGAGACUCCAAGACAAAACAAUAG
This is a messenger RNA of Umbelopsis ramanniana AG, 2637 nucleotides long. RefSeq lists its product as uncharacterized. NCBI's taxonomy places the organism in Eukaryota, Fungi, Mucoromycota, Umbelopsidomycetes, Umbelopsidales, Umbelopsidaceae. Gene Ontology annotation, cellular component: cytoplasm. The transcript is spliced from 8 exons. Bases 1 to 2637 code for a protein of 878 amino acids. Gene Ontology annotation, molecular function: guanyl-nucleotide exchange factor activity. Gene Ontology annotation, biological process: regulation of GTPase activity. The record is from RefSeq and is a predicted model, not a curated record.